Darwinula stevensoni is the source of this 484-nucleotide messenger RNA. The record is from the annotation of a GenBank genome assembly. NCBI's taxonomy places the organism in Eukaryota, Metazoa, Arthropoda, Ostracoda, Podocopida, Darwinulidae.
UGCAGGUGCAUAUCGUACAUGAAGACGUACACGAACUGCCUGCUCCAAGGCUACGGAGUGCUCCCGUCCGCGCCGCGGCGGAUCCGCGUGACCGGGGUCCAGAGUCGCCUGGCAGCGGUGGAGUGGGCGAGCCCGGACCGGCUGGGGGAGACGGUCACCUCCUACGACCUGAGCGUGAGGAGGCUCGGGAACGGGACGUACGCGAGGAAGGCGCACGUGUCGAGUCCGUACGUGCUGGAGGGGCUGGAGCCCGGCGUCGACCACGAGGUCUUCGUCGAGGCGGUCAAUACGCACGGGAUCGGGGAGCCGUCGGAGCGAGUCAUCUUCAGGACCCUGGACGCGGUGGAGGAGACGGAGCUGAGCCUGCCCGGAUUCCAGUUCAACGAGACGACGUGCUGCGUCGACGCCCGGCUCCCCGACGGUAAGAGUUCGGACGACUGAGUCCGGUUCGCUCGUGGUGUUCGGGGGAGGGGGGGGGGGGGGG